Messenger RNA from Chelonia mydas (Green sea turtle), 11949 nucleotides. RefSeq names its product senataxin (gene SETX). NCBI's taxonomy places the organism in Eukaryota, Metazoa, Chordata, Testudines, Cheloniidae. Gene Ontology annotation, molecular function: helicase activity; transcription termination site sequence-specific DNA binding. The record is from RefSeq and is a predicted model, not a curated record. Gene Ontology annotation, biological process: termination of RNA polymerase II transcription. The transcript is spliced from 26 exons. The coding region runs from base 170 to 8821 and encodes 2883 amino acids. Gene Ontology annotation, cellular component: nuclear body.
GUUUGCAUUUGUAGAGAUCAUCAAGGACAAGAUAGUGUUCCCGGUUUUGCUUGGGCUUUAAGUAAUAAGCAACUAUUGUAAUUAUUGCAAGAUUGUUAAAUUAACUGGAUGCAGAUAUCUAAGAACCUUGGACAGUAGGUGCAACCUGCAUGGAAAAGGAAGAUUAGGAAUGAGCACAUGUCGUUGGUGUACGCCUGGUGGUUCCUCCACCACCCAGUUCCUAAGAACUUAUGCUUCCAAGACUUUGUCCCCUGAAGAUCGUGCAGCAGCCAAUGAUGAUCUCUGUUACUGCCUGGAAUGUGUGGUUGAAUAUCACAAGGCAAGGGAUGAAUUGCCAAGCUUACUGCAGGAGAUCUUAUGGGAGUUGGAAACCUCCCGUCUCAUAGACCACUUUGAGAAAUCCAUGAAGACAGAUAUUGAAGAGGAUGAUGAAUUAUUUAUAGUGGAUGACAAUGGGGAAACUAAACUGUCUGGUUACACAGGCCCAGAUUUCGAGAACAACCUGCGUGUACCUCUUCUAGAAAUACUGAAAUACCCAUACCUGCUGCUACAUGAACGAAUCAGUGAGCUCUGUGUUGAGGCUCUUUGUAAAAUGGAACAAGUUAACUUCUCCUUUCAGGUCUUUGACAAACAUCCAGGCAUUUAUCUGUUGUUAGUACACCCCAAUGAAGUGAUUCGUCGAUGGGCCAUCCUGACAGCAAGAAAUUUAGGGAAAGUCGACAGGGAUGAUUACUAUGACUUACAGGAAGUGUUGACUUGCUUGUUUAAAGUCAUUGAGUUGGGGCUGUUUGACAGUCCUGAUAUUUAUAGUUCUUCAAUGAUUGAGAAGGGAAAACUCAUUCUUCUGCCAUCCCAUUUGUAUGAUACCACCAACUACAAAAACUACUGGCUUGGUAUCUGUAUGUUGCUAACAGUGCUGGAAGAACAAGCUAUGGAUUCUUUGUUGCUGGGUCCAGAUAAGCAGAAUGAUUUCAUGCAGUCUAUACUUCACACCAUGGAGAAACAAACAGAUGAUGAAAGCAUUGAUCCUUUCUGGCCAGCGCUGCACUGUUUUAUGGUGAUUUUGGAUCAGCUCGGGUCUAAAGUAUGGGGUCAACUCAUCGAUCCAGUCCAGGCCUUUCAAACCAUUAUCAACAAUGUCAGCUACAACAAUGAAAUAAAAAAUAUACGCAAUAGUUCAAGGAGGACUAAAUCUGAACCAGAGUCAAACUAUGAGGAAGAAAUGGUUACUUGCAGCCAGAUAGUGUAUAAUUAUAACACAGAAAAGCCCAAAAAGGAUACUGGAUGGAAGACAGCCAUUUGUCCGGAUUAUUGCCCCAACAUGUACGAAGAUAUGCAGACAUUGGCUAAUGUGCUUCAAUCUGAUAUUGGCCAAGAUAUGCGUGUCCACAACAGCACAUUUCUAUGGUUUAUUCCUUUUGUUCAGUCCCUAAUGGACCUCAAGGACUUGGGCGUGGCUUAUAUAGUAGAGGUCAUUCACCAUCUGUGCUCGGAAAUCAAAGGCUUUCUCAGUGAAAGAGUCCAGCAAUGUGACAAAGUUUCUGAAUUUUUCAUCCUGAUUUUGGUGUCAGUUGUUGAACUACACAGAAAUAAAAAGUGCCUGCAUUUGCUUUGGGUUAGCUCUCAGGAAUGGGUGGAAGCAGUAGUGAAAUGUGCUAAACUUCCAACUAUAGCAUUUACGCGCUGCUCUGAAAAAGCACCUGGAAACGCUACUAAACUUACACCAACAAUAUCUUCACAGGCUUCUAACUCUGUACAGCAUGCUUGCGUGCAGCUGAUACGCAGCCUUCUUCGAGAAGGCUACCAGUUAGGGCAACAAACUGUUUGCAAACAGUUUCUAGAUAAACUCAAUCUGCUUUUGCGUGGAAACUUACCUAUGGGUUGGCAGCUGAACAACCGGGAAACUCAGGAAUUGCAAAUGUGUUUAAAGCAGGUAAUAAGAAGUAUAAAGGACAGAUCAUCAAAUGCUUCCAUACCUGUGGAAAAUAGCGUGAUCUGUACAAAUUUGCCCACCAUUGCUAUAAAGCAAGAGAAAGGGACAGCCAGUGACAGGUGUCAGAUGAAUAUACAAUACAGGGAUAGCCUCAGUCCCCCAUUUUCUUUAGCAUCUGGGAGCGAUGAGGCUUGUCAAGAGAGUUCUUCCCCAAGAAGAAGAGGUAUCUGGGAAGAGGAAUAUAGGGAAAUGUCUUUUAACAAUACAAAAUUAUGUGUAACUGCAGAAUGCCUUUUGACAGAUAUUAAAAAAGAACCUCAUGAUAGGUCAUUUCAGGAAUGUGAACAUUCUGUUAGCUCUGGAGCAACAAAAAUACACAAGGAUACCCAUAAAAAUGGAAACAACUACCAAGUGCAGGGGAACCAAAAUAAGAAUAACUCCUUACUUAAACAGUGCUUCAACACAAGUCCUCAAGUCUGUGAUUUCAAAAGUCAUGCUAUAUUGGAGAGAGACGAAACAGAAGUGAGGAUGCCAGAGUGUCUGAGUGCUCAGUCUUGUUCGAGUUCUCAUGAAGACACUCACAGCUCAAAUGGAAAGGAUGGAAGUUGCUCCCCUAAUUCCUGUUCAAAGUUUAAGGUAGAUCCUGAUAAAAUCACAAAUUUGAAAACCCAGGUACAGAAUGCUGAUUGGGCCACAAAACUGUUGAAGUUAAUGAAGCAAUCAGCUUCAAAUUCAGAAGCAGACCAACUACAGUCUCGCUCUGAGAGUCUCUGUACAAGUAAAGAUGGCAGCAGAGAUCAGGAAGUGAAUAUUUUGAAUGAAGGUGAAACCUCAGUUAACUUUAAUACUUCAAACGCUUCUGAAAAUAAACAGGAGAACAGCAUGAACAGUACUUUUCAAAUCAAGGUGCUCUCUCUUAAGCAGGAAUCAAAUGACACCAAGGCAGAUUAUUCAAAUUUCAUUAAAAAAGAGGCUGGCUUGGAAGAAAGUGAAAGUGGAGGUGAAGAAGACAAUAUUCCACUUGAUACGUUUAUACAUUAUUUAAAGAAAAAGAGAUCCCUUUCAGGAAGAUCAAGUUCUUUGCCAAAGCCUUUACUGAAUAAAGACCUGAACACAGAAAUACCAGAUCAAGGACAGUCUAAUUCUGGCAGUUUAUGCCCAAAGAGAGGUGACCUCAAAGAUCAAAAAGUGAGCAUGCUACGUACAGAUAAAACUUCAGCAAAUUUUAACAGUCUAUCUAGUUCUGAAAAUAAAGAGGAGAUACCUAGGAAUGCUCCUCUAAUCAGUCCGCUCUUAAUUAAGCAUGAGUCAACUGACAGACUGUUAGAUUUUUCAAGAUAUUUUAAAAGAGAAGGCGAUUCAGAGGAAAAAAGAAAUCAUGAAGAUAAUGCAGCAGUUGCAUGUGAUUUGGUAAAGCAAUUUGGAGCUAGCCCCUUAACAGACUCUCAGAUUGAUAGAGACCUUGAUAAAUUAUCCUUAGCCGCUUAUGCCAAAGGUGUCAAUUUUCCUGUUGAUUCAAGCCAAGAACGCUCAGUACAUCUGAGUCACAUUAAAAGGAAGGUAAAAGGUGCUGUUAGAUCAUCCACAAAGGGCCAAAGUAAUGAGUCCUCUUCUGAUGCAGAUUGUCCCAAGAAUGAAGUCAUCGUCAUUUCAGAUUCCUCUUCUGAUGAGGAAAAAAAGUUGGAUAUUAAGAAACCAGUAAAAAAAGAUGUGUAUAUGUGUCCAGAAAAACAGCCUUUAACACCUGACUAUGUUUCUGAUAGUGCAAACAAAAAAGAGCAAUUGGAGACUCAUAGCUCCCCGUUGCCAUGUGAGGAACAUAAUUCUCAGUUUUUUGAGUUUGAAACUGAAGAUGAUGUCUUUUCAGUCUGGCAAGAUUCUCAGAUAAAUGAUGAGGAAGUGAAUCAGGCACAGGAACAAGACUCUAACUUGACAUCAACAAGCAAAUGUGCUUCAGAUAGUUUUGAGUUGGCAGAUCCUAUAAAUGACUGGGGUUAUGAUACAGAUUAUAUCAGUGAUGAUGUCAUUGAAAAAGCAGAAGAGGUCGUUAAAAGGCAGGUAGAUUCUCUGUCUCAUAAGGAAGUUAGUAAAACUGGCACGAAAUCUGAGGCAACUUUUCAAGAGCCUGCUAUCCAGGGAAAUGCAACUGCUCAGUCUGAGAAUUCUACUCAGCCAGAUGCUGUUGCUAAAGACCAUGCCAAAAACACAGGCUUGAUGAAACCCAGAGCAUCUGCAUCUAGUGUAUCAUUAGCUUCAAAGUUGACUAUUAAAAAAAGCACUUUAAGCCCAGGCAAAAGCUUAGCAAAAUCCAAGUUGGUAAGAACUGCCCUUAGAAGUCCCAGAAAAAUGAGCCUUAAAACUGUGCAAAACAAAAAACUUCCUCAGACUAGUUCUAGAAAUACUGAGCCUUGCAGGUCAACCCCUGCUGUAGUUCCUCCAAAGAAAGUUCACCAGUGUCCUGAGCCAACUUCAACUGUGGUCAAACUUGGCCUAAAAAAGGCCCCCCGCAAAGCAUUUGAGUUAUCCCAGCGAUCCUUAGAUAGUCUGGCUGAAUUGCGCAGUUAUGGGAAAGCUGCUGGGGCAGUUCAGACUCCACAGAAACAAAAAACUAAAUUAAUUGCUCCACAGAAUCUAGUUACAAAACAUAAUAGAAAAAUGUUAGCCUGCCAAGAUCUUCCGUUUCGGAGGCAGAUAAGACCCACACAAGUGGGGAGAGGGAAAAAUCAGAUAGGAAGUUCUGAGGGCAGAAGGAAAAAAAUAACUGAAAAGUCUGAUCCAAAGCACCCAAUAAAACAGCCUGUGGAUUUUGACCCAGUAUCUGCUGCGGGAACUAGUGAAAAACAAAAAGCGAGCACAGCUGAGCGGGUAUGCUAUCCCUCAAGCAAUGACGGGAAAAAAGUGAGAAAAAGCUUCUCACCUGGGAGAAAGGAAGUCCAAACUACACACAUGAAUAAAAUGGCUCCGCAUGGUUCUAAGGAAUCUAACAUGAAAAUAGAAGAAAACAAUAUGGCAGUUCCUGCAUUACAGAUCAAAUCAUGUUUUUCUUCAUCUUUAAAUGGAGACUACAAAAAUGAACCUGCAGAGAGAGAAUAUGUUGUCCCUCUAGUUUCCCCAUCUACACCUAACUUUGAGGGGGCAACUUUGGAAGUGAGCAAGCCUAAAUUAAAUGAAGAGAGUGAUGAUGAUUUAUUUUUAACUCAGUUAGAUCCUGUGGAUAUGGAAAUGUGUUCGCAGAUGGAAAAUGUUGGAGAUAUUAUAAUAGCUAGUGAAAAAGAGCCAGUAGACACGGAAGUAGAUGCUGCUGAAAGUCUGCUGCAGAAUGAGCCCUUAGGUAUUGUGAAGUGCAAGUACAAAGAUUGUACAGAACAGGUGGAAAAGACAGUGGAGUACUGUAGGAAGCAUUCUGCCACUGCUUCAGAUCAUCUCUUUGUCAAGCCAGGUUUACCACUUCGUAAGCCUGAAAAACCUUCCACUACUAAAAUUUUCAGCUCAAAUAGCUCUUCACGGAGUGCCAACCUCACGAAGGAUCUUGAAAAUAUUUCAAAGCACUCGUCAUCAAAAGCCAAGUCAAAUGUGGUAAAAUCCAGAGUGUCCAAGACAGGGAAUCCAAAAGCUGUAUCGGCAGAGAACCAGAUAGUCAAGACCCCAAGUUUCAACAAUAGUCUUCGGUCCCAGAGUUCCAGCAAUGUUCUCCGGCCCCAGAACAUGCAGACAAACAGUACUUCAUGUUUUCCCAACAGGUCUGCCUUGGGGGCUCAUUCAGGGCAAGCAAGAGGUCUCCCUUCCUUUCCACAAGCAAAUGCUCUUGUCACUCAACAGCGUGAUCAUAGUAUUUUUGUUACAGAGAUUCUGAAAUGGAACUAUGAAAUGUUUGUCAACUUCAGCCAGUUUGGACUUCCACAUAACCUUCUUCAAUCAAUUAUGGUCUCUGUUCCUGUCAAAUUUCAGGGAUACAAUGACUAUUUUAACACAUUUUUCCCCUUGAUGAUGCUAAAUGCUUUUGAAACAGUUGCACAGGAAUGGAUAGAAAACCAGAAAACAAGAGAGAAAAAUUGUUAUCAUUUGCACUUACAAAAUUUCUGUGCUGACUUGAAUCGAGCAGAUUUUACAGCAUGCAUUCGGGAAAGUGAUCUGGCAAAACAGCUUCAUCCAAAGGAUGACGACUUGAUCUUUUUGGUGGUGCCUGAAAAACAAAACACCUUUACAGAAGAAAGCGAGAUGGAGAGCCAUCUAGUGUAUCAUGUUGGUUUUGUGACCCGCUUCUCCCGUGCAUCACUCCGUGAAACGAGGCAAAAUGAGCAGCAUGUUGUCUGUCACCUUUCUGUCCAAACUCGAGGCAAUUUGUCAUACUACAUAAAUCAGCCAGUGAAAUGUGUAGUGGUCAGCUCUCUAGUGACCACGCAACGAAGGUUCAAAGGUCUGCUACUGUUGAGCAGGAGUCCUCUGGCUAAACCCAUCAUAAAUCCAAGUUACACUGACUUCUGUCCCAGGGAUUUGAAUGUAACUUCCGAGAGCACUACUUCCUACAUGAGAGACUACAAUGCAGAUCAGAAGAAGGCUAUUGAAACUGCUUAUGCUAUGGUGAAGGAGCAUCCAAGACUUCCCAGAAUCUGCCUGAUCCAUGGGCCACCUGGGACAGGGAAAUCAAAAACUAUUGUUGGACUCCUGUACCGUAUUCUGACAGAGAGGUCUGGGAAUGAGAAUCCAGCUCAAAACUUGAAUGCCAAGAUCAAGCGAAACCGUGUUCUGGUUUGUGCACCAUCCAAUGCUGCUGUUGAUGAACUCAUGAAAAAGAUAAUCUUGGAAUUCAAAGAAAAAUGCCAAGACAGAAAAAAUCCUUUGGGAAAUUGUGGAGAUAUAAACUUAGUGCGACUAGGUCCAGAAAAGUCAAUAAGCACUGAUGUCCUGAGAUUCAGCCUGGACAGCCAAGUUAGCCACAGGAUGAACCGGGGACAACCUGGCCGUGACCAGGAUAUUCACAGGAAAAAGGAAGCCCUAGAUCGCCAGCUGGACAGUCUCUCUCGGCAGCGUGCCAUGGAUAGAUGUGAUAAGAGGCAGAAGAGUCAAAAGUUAGAUGAGGAAAUUGCCAGACUUUCAAGAGAGCGGCAACAACUCACUUCUCAGCUGAGGCAGGUUGGAGGGCGCCCUCAGGAAGUGCAGGCUAGCAUCAUCUUGGAGUCCCACAUCAUCUGUUGCACGUUGAGCACAAGCGGAGGCUUUCUGCUAGAGUCUGCUUUUCGUCGGCAAGGACUUGACCCUUUCAGCUGUGUCAUUGUGGAUGAGGCAGGGCAGUCAUGUGAGGUUGAAACUCUGAUUCCAUUGACUCAUCGCUGUAGUAAACUUGUCCUUGUUGGAGAUCCCAAGCAGCUCCCUCCUACUGUAAUAUCUAUGAAAGCUCAAGAGUAUGGCUAUGAUCAGUCUAUGAUGGCUCGCCUGCACAAACACCUGGAGGAACAGAUGCAGCAGAAUGUUACAGGGAAGCUGCCCGUUUUACAGCUGACUGUACAAUAUAGGAUGCAUCCUGACAUCUGCCUCUUCCCAUCCAAUUACAUUUAUGGCAGGACUUUAAAGACUGACAGAGCAACAGAAGAGAACAGAUGUUCUUCAGAUUGGCUAUUCCAGCCAUACCUGGUCUUUGAUGUAGCAGAUGGCCACGAGAAACGGAAUAAUGACUCUUUUGCUAAUCCCCAGGAAGUAAAGCUGGUGAUGGAAAUAAUGAAAUUGAUUAAAGAAAAAAAGAAUGAUAUUGGUUUUCGUCACAUAGGAAUAAUCACCCCUUACAGUGCACAGAAAAAGAUGAUUCAACAAGAACUGGACAGAGAGUUUGGCAGGGGCAGAGCGGGAGAAGUAGACACAGUUGACGGGUUCCAGGGUCGACAGAAAGACUGCAUUAUAGUGACAUGUGUAAGAGCGAACAGCACACAAGGGUCAAUUGGUUCAAGUCAAAAGGAAGCUCAAAGUCUUGACAGGAGAAAUAAAUUUGAUCUCUUCCAUCUGUUUCUGGCAAGUCUUCAGCGUCUGAAUGUUACAAUUACCCGAGCCAGGUACAGCCUCUUCAUCCUUGGAAGACUGACAACAUUAAUGGACAAUAAAGACUGGAAUAAGCUGAUUCAGGAUGCUCAGAGAAGAGGCGCUAUCAUCAAGACUUGUGACAAAAACUAUAAAAGGGAUGCUGUUAAAAUUCUGAAGCUCAAACCAACAUUACAGCGGCCACUCUCCUAUCCUCCUACUGCUGCGCUGUCAGAGAAAGCUACUCAAAUGCAGGCGUGUUUGGGCAGUGAUGGGAAGAAUAAGGUCCCCAACAGAAAAAGCAGCAAUGACUCUGGAAUACUCUCGGCCCGUGCUGGCCUGUCAGCACAAGGCAAUGGAGUAGUAAGACAGGCACCAGAGUCUCAAGCUUUGGGUUUCAAAGGAGUCACUCUUCCCACGCCAGUGCAGCCUGCUGUUCGAGAGAGACCACGGGAUCCAAGACUGGCUAGGAGGGCAGAAGCGACAGGGAAGGAGCAGGCCUCCAAGAAUAGCAAUCCAUCAGCCCUGAGCAAUCCAGAUGUGACAUUGUCACGGGGACCUGAUGCAUCGGCAGCCCACUGGGGUCAGAUCAGCACCGUGCAGCCUACUGUCUCCAAGGUGGAAGAUUCCAACAAACCCAACCAAACUGUAAGACAGCCGGACAUGCCUUUCACUGCUUCCCAUACAGUUAGGCAGGACCAUGACUGGAGAGUUUCUGUCUCCUCAAAAGAGGCAAGAACUGGCAGUAAAGAAGACCAGAAAGGUAAUGAGUGGAGCAAAGACAAGGACUAUCGGACCCCUGCAAGCAGAAGAGCAUUGGAACAACCCCCAGAGAACAAAGACUUGAGUGAGGCCAAGAGGAGGAAGGUCUCCUAUUAGCUGAAAUCUUUCUAGGAUCCGCUGCGGCUGGCAGCCUUGCCCCCACUAUAUAAGCCCCUUCAAAACCUAUCCCUGCCCUUAAAAAUAUGGACUAUAUUUAAAAAAAAUAAAUAUCUAGUUCACCUGGAACUCCUUCAUAUUGCUACUUUUCUACUAACAGAUCCAGUUUUUCCCAUCCCAUCACUGACUGUUGGGUGAAUUCAUACCUGAAAAAUCAUAUCCUUGGAGCUUUUGAACUGAAAAGUUGGGGAAUUGCGCCAUAUGUAAUGGCAAUAAGUUUGAACUAUGAUCCUAGGAAGUGAAGUGCUGUAAAUGUUGAAUUGAUGUAUAUUUGUAUAGCAUACAAAAUUAUUUUAAGAUUUAAUUCAGCAAGCGUAUUGCUGCUUGUUUCCGUGCCCGAAAGCUGAUUUCAGAGUGGAGCAAAUUUUUUUUAUAAAAAAAAAAACCAAAAAACUGAGAGAAAACCUCACCAGAAAUUUUUGGUAAGUCUAGUUUCUUUAAUAGCAAAUGGGACAUUUUGAAAAGGCUGAGAGGGUGGUAACGGGUCAGAUGGCUUUUGAUUCUUUCUGAAAUUCCACUGGUAUCUCGUGGAAGACAGUGAGAAGGGGGUGUGUGUGCGUGAAUGUUCAACAGAAUUCUACAUAUGGUGUGUAUAUAUAUAAUUUUUUUUAUUUCACUUCCCCAUUUUUUCAUAGGAACAAAAUAUCCUUGGUUCAUGCAGAUGUGCCUUGAGUCUUACUUUUGGUCUUUUUUCUUCUGCUGUUGUCCUUAGCCCUCUGAUUGUGACAUCAGUUUAUUGCAGUUUGAGUCUAUAGACUGAUGGCACUAACUGUGGCUCAAGACACUGAGCUCCCACUGAAGUCGGUAGUAGUUGAGGAUGGUCAGAUUACAUGAGCCUGGCUCCAAGUGAGGAAUAAGCAGCAGAAGUUUUUGAAAUCUUUAUCAAAGAUCCAGUCCAUGCUUGAUGAUGAUGAUGAUACUUGGCUUGCUUGGUAACAGAGCGCUUUGAGAUCUGCAGAGAUGCUAGCUAUAUAAGAGCUGAGUAUGAUUAUUACUAUUACUGGAUUCUGUUUACUCUGUAGAUGUAGAAUAUCUAACUGGUAAAUGAAUAAAACUGCAAUAACUAAUUUUUUAAAAACAAAAAAAAGCCCUACUCAUGUGCAUGUUUUCGUAACCGAACCAAAAAAAGAAGUGCAAGUGGAGUUGUUUCUAAAUAGAAUGUGUUCAGAGUAAGGCAUUAGUUGCUCUUUGAGGAAUAUCAUGAAUGUCUAAGUGUAUAAAGAAAGUGAAUAACAUCUGUUAGGCAUACUAUCUGUUUUGCAUAGAGACAAUACAGAGCUCAUGUUUUGUUUGCGUGUGUUUAUUUAGCACUUUGACGAUCUGUCACUGGCUAGAGCCAAAAGUAGUGUGGGCAAGCAAGGUGCAAAUUUUUUCUGUGGACCUUUGAUGAUGAUGCAGCUCAUUUUCAACUUACAAAUACCUCUACUAUGGCUUUUCUGAGUUUGAUUUGAGAACAGAUUACCAUGGUAUGCCAAAUCAUUUCAUGUUGUGGACAACACCUCAGAACUAGAAGGAAGCCAUCAAACUUGCUUUAUACGUGAGCUCUUGUGAGAUAGAACCCAGCUUUCUUAAGAUGCAAAAUUAAGACCUAGCUCCAUUAAAUUAAUGGGAGCAGGUUCUCGGCACAUCUACUGAAUGACUUAUGCCCACCACUGCACAUGAGUGUUUUGAUUCCGUUACCAUGCUGGUCUUUCCAGUUUCACCACAACAUAAGAAAAUGGGCUAAACAAUUGUGCCAAUGGUUUUGUUUAGGUUUCCCUCCUGAUACUUUCAUUGCAGUGAUUAAUGUUGCCUUCUUCCUUUCAUACUGACAAACAGCUGUGUGGUGGUGGUGGUCACAGCAAAAUAUAGAGAUGACAUAACUACUGUAAGAAUAACAGGACAGUAGCCUACGUGGUAAACUGUAAAUUGAACUGGUAUGAAUUCACCUAUCUGAGCUUGAAAUAGAUGGGCUUUACUAGUGACAGCUGAGUGAUAGGUAUUUUGGAAGGCUAUAUCUCCUGUAUCGGCAUGGCACAGCUCAUGACCUGCUGUACUCUAUUACAGUGAUGGUAAAGAGAAUAAAUGGGCUAAAUUCUGCCCUUAGAUAGGCACAAGAAAUAACGCCAAUAACAGAUGUUGCCCACAAAAUUUGAGGGCAAUAUUUCACCUCAAAGCUUUGUUUCAUAUGUGUACUACAUUAAUUGCUAGCACUGUACGCACCUUAAACUGUCAUGAAAGUCGUUCAGAGUAGUGUAUGAUGUAACUUGCGUUUGCACGGAGUAGAGCUGUUAGAAUGAGCUGCUUGUUGUCAUACAUUAGAGAUCUCUGUAUAACUCCUAGUUGAGAUUCAUGCCCUGUGUGUAUCUAUAUCUAGGCUAAAUAGGAACACUUUGAAAUACGGUCUCCCUUAUAAACCUGUUGUAUCGGUGCAGUAUUGGUUAAAAAGGCAGGGUUAAUCAGCUAACCGAUGUAGUUCCUAUAGUUAUGGAAACCAUGCAGUGUAUAUUCAUGUAAAAAAACUGAAGACAAAGUCAGUCUAAAUCAGGGAAUGCUUUUCUAACGAUUAACUGGAAAACUGUUUUUGUCAAGCAAAUCUUCGAACUCUUCCAGUCUCCUUUUUGUCAAAUCAGCUGCACAUUCCAGAAUGUAAGUUCUGUCCUGAAAAUGACGCUUGUCAGGUGCUGGAAGGAAUUUUAUUCUGAUGUCUUACAUUGCCUUUGUGGCAUUACAUCACCCAUGCUUUGUAUAUUUUAUAUCUCCUGCCUCUGUAUAGGGAGAGGUGAUGAGCUGUGCAAUUUUUACUACACAGGGAUAAGUGGCUUGUGCGUGCCUAUCUGGACCCAGUAAAUCCUGUAUUACACGCACUGUUGCUUACUGGAGUUGUAUAACUUCUCAAUAAACCCUGUUUGAUUGAGAGACUGCAGUACCGUUCCAGUUUACUCCCUCAGCUGAUACAAGGUUUUAUUGCCUUUACUUGCUUUGUAUCUGUCGCCGCUUUGUCCAUCAUUUCUCUGCACUAGCUCAUUCCUGCCACAUCAGUCUGUUAAUGCUCUAUUUUGUUUUUGAAUAAAAAACGUUUGAGUUGA